Parastagonospora nodorum SN15 is the source of this 219-nucleotide messenger RNA. RefSeq lists its product as hypothetical. The transcript is spliced from 2 exons. Lineage: Eukaryota; Fungi; Ascomycota; Dothideomycetes; Pleosporales; Phaeosphaeriaceae. The coding region runs from base 1 to 219 and encodes 72 amino acids. The record is from RefSeq and is a predicted model, not a curated record.
AUGUCCCGAACGAAAGAAGUGUUCUCGACGCGAGGCGGUAUCCGGAAUACGAACACAUUCCCCGAUGCAAGAUCGUCCAACAUGCUCGGGGAGGAGUUGGAAGUCGUCGCACCCCUGGCCCCCGUGAGUGCUGCGGAUAACGGGGCCGCAUCCGCUGGCGCGCGUGUUUUGCAGGCACGGCGGUUUGGGCGUGUAGAUCGUUGGGCAUGCUUCGCGUAG